UUUAAUUCGAUACAUUUUUUUUCCUCGCACGAGCUUGCCAGCAUCACAAAUUAACUUCCAUAUAGUGUAUUCGUCUCCACACAUUCUUUCGCGCAAGCUCCACAAGAGGAAACCCAAAAACUAAGAAACACGUAGCUCAAAAUAGUAUUAGAGAGAAACAAAAUGGCGACCAAAACGACUUCCUCGACGAUGCGUUUUCCUUCUCGCAGCUUUCUGUUGAUUGCUCUCAUCAUCGUAUUCCCAUCCUGCAUCUCCGCCAGGAAACUACUCCAGGAACAAGAGUACUCCUCGCCGGCGCCGGCCGCUGCAGAAAGUGGAUAUGGUGACGACGAGAACGGUGGCGAUGACGGCAGCAAGAGCGGGGUCCAAGGGAGCGAGUCGCGGCACUCCGGGUCAGCCAACGGCGAUAAGUCUCCGACCGGCCAGACAGUCGUGAUGCCGCCGCCGACGGCCAGGACGGAGGUUUCAUACAACACUCCCAGCCAAUCGGCUAGCAGCGGGAAUUCCGGCGGCGGUUACAAUUCGGGAGGCGGAUACAACUCCGGCGGCUAUAAUUCUGCCGGCGGAUACAAUUCCGGCGGCGGGUACAAUUCGGGAAGCGGAUACAAUGCUGGCGGAUACAAUGCUGGAGGCGGAUACCGACCGGGCUACAACUAUCCACAAUAUCUGUUGAGAAAACAAAGACAGAAUCAAAAACGGACACAGAAUUUACGUGGUAUCCCUGGAAAUUUCCAGGACUAAUCCACGGGAGA
Molecule: messenger RNA, 752 nt
Organism: Linum tenue
Lineage: Eukaryota; Viridiplantae; Streptophyta; Magnoliopsida; Malpighiales; Linaceae
Source: the annotation of a GenBank genome assembly